CCCGGCCCCCGGCCCCGCUCCCGCUCCCGCCGGGCAGAACUAGAAUCGUGGAGUCACAAUGACAACGUUUAUGGAAUUCAUCCAACAGAAUGAAGAUCGGGAUGGAGUUCGGUUGAGCUGGAAUGUUUGGCCUUCCAGCCGUUUGGAAGCAACCCGAAUGGUGGUUCCUCUGGGUGGCUUGUUUACACCGUUAAAAGAGCGGCCAGACUUACCUCCAAUUCAGUACGAACCUGUGCUUUGCAGCAGAGCAACCUGUCGUGCAGUCUUGAAUCCGCUAUGCCAGGUAGAUUACAAGGCAAAGCUGUGGGCUUGUAACUUCUGCUACCAGAGAAAUCAGUUUCCUCCUUCCUAUUCUGGGAUAUCUGAAAUGAACCAACCAGCAGAACUUCUACCGCAGUUCUCCACUAUUGAAUAUGUAGUCCAGCGUGGUCCUCAGAUGCCCUUAAUAUUUCUUUAUGUUGUGGAUACUUGCAUAGAGGAUGAAGAUUUGCAGGCCCUGAAAGAGUCUAUGCAAAUGUCCUUGAGUCUUUUACCACCUACGGCAUUAGUGGGUCUCAUUACAUUUGGAAGAAUGGUGCAAGUCCAUGAGCUUGGUUGUGAGGGAAUUUCUAAGAGCUAUGUCUUCAGAGGAACCAAAGACCUGACCGCAAAGCAGCUUCAGGACAUGUUGGGCUUAACAAAACCACAAGUUGCCCAAGUAGGUCGUGGAUCUCAGGUUCAGCAGCCUCCUCCAUCCAACAGAUUUUUGCAACCAGUGCAAAAAAUUGACAUGAAUUUGACUGAUCUUUUGGGGGAGUUGCAACGUGACCCUUGGCCUGUACCACAAGGGAAAAGACCAUUGAGAUCAACAGGCGCUGCUCUGUCCAUUGCUGUUGGUCUUCUCGAGUGCACUUUUCCUAACACUGGAGGCCGGGUAAUGUUGUUCAUGGGAGGACCAGCCACUCAGGGACCUGGCAUGGUGGUUGGUGAUGAUCUGAAGACACCAAUCCGAUCUUGGCAUGAUAUUGAGAAAGAUAACAUUAAGUACAUGAAAAAAGCCAUGAAGCACUACGAAGCAUUGUCAAAUCGAGCUGCAGCAAAUGGUCAUGUUAUUGAUAUUUAUGCCUGCGCUUUGGAUCAGACUGGGCUAAAUGAAAUGAAAUGCUGCCCAAAUCACACAGGGGGCUACAUGGUGAUGGGUGACUCGUUUAACACGUCUCUGUUUAAGCAAACCUUUCAGAGAGUGUUCAACAAAGAUUUGCAAGGACAGUUUAAAAUGGCUUUUGGAGGCACGUUGGAAAUUAAGACAUCAAGGGAAAUAAAGAUUUCUGGAGCAAUUGGACCUUGUGUGUCACUCUGUGCCAAAGGACCAUGCGUAUCAGAAAAUGAAAUUGGAACAGGUGGCACCUGUCAGUGGAAGAUCUGUGGUCUGGAUCCCAACACAACCCUCGGUAUCUAUUUUGAGGUGGUAAACCAGCAUAAUGCCCCAAUACCUCAAGGUGGCCGUGGUGCUAUACAAUUUGUAACACAGUAUCAACAUUCGAGUGGACAGAGGCGGAUUAGAGUGGCAACGAUUGCCAGAAACUGGGCAGAUGCACAAACACAGAUCCAGAACAUUGCUGCUUCCUUUGACCAGGAGGCUGCAGCUGUCCUCAUGGCAAGGCUGGCAGUGUACAGAGCAGAGACUGAGGAGGGACCUGAUGUUCUCCGAUGGCUGGAUAGACAACUUAUACGACUGUGUCAGAAAUUUGGAGAUUAUCAUAAAGAUGAUCCUGCCUCUUUCAGGUUCUCGGAAACAUUUUCUUUGUAUCCACAGUUUAUGUUCCACUUGAGAAGAUCGCCAUUCUUACAAGUUUUUAAUAACAGUCCUGAUGAGAGUUCCUACUACCGUCAUCAUUUCAUGCGACAGGAUCUUACGCAGUCACUGAUCAUGAUUCAACCUAUCCUAUAUGCAUACUCUUUCAAUGGCCCUCCAGAGCCUGUUCUUCUGGACAGCAGCAGCAUACUCCCCGAUCGAAUUCUUCUCAUGGACACGUUCUUCCAGAUACUUAUUUACCAUGGAGAGACCAUCGCUCAGUGGCGCAAGGCUGGAUAUCAUGACAUGCCAGAAUAUGAAAACUUCCGACAUUUACUCCAAGCACCUAUUGAUGAUGCACAGGAAAUCCUUCACAGCAGAUUCCCAAUGCCACGCUAUGUUGACACAGAGCAUGGAGGCAGCCAGGCUCGUUUCUUAUUGUCAAAAGUAAACCCCUCACAGACUCACAACAACAUGUAUGCAUGGGGACAGGAGAGUGGAGCGCCCAUCCUGACAGAUGAUGUCAGCCUGCAGGUGUUUAUGGAUCACCUGAAAAAGCUAGCAGUUUCAAGUGCAACAUGAGUAUACAAAGCUUGAAAUGACAUGCUGUACCCACAAUAACUGAGAUGAGGAAAGAAGUUGAAACCCAUUCAGUGCAGUAUGUUAAAGUGUCACAUCUAUAUUGCUUACCAUUUGAAACAAAACAGAUGUUUUGGUGUUGCAUUGGCUGAGCACUCACUCAGUUGGUAACACACUAAAGGAGGACUUUCUGCAAUAUCUGUCAAUCAAAACUGUUUUCAUUAGAUUGUAUAUUCUUUAUUUCUCCUUUAUCUUUAGUUUCAAAGCAUGUUUUACAUUUAGUACUUCUAUAUUGACUAUGGUGAAAAACACUAAUCUAGAGUUUCAAAAUUCCGCCUUUAUGAACAAAUAUCCAAUUCAGUAUUGUUACUUUAUAAUGCAUUUUGUGUUUCAUUUGCUUUCUUGUUGUUUGACUGGUAACGUAGUGCAAACUAUGUUAGUCAGUAUUACAAAAUUUCUAAUAAAACAAACAUUUAUGGCAUGCAUAUCA
Callorhinchus milii (elephant shark) is the source of this 2843-nucleotide messenger RNA. It is a transcript of the gene sec23a, whose product is annotated as Sec23 homolog A, coat complex II component. The transcript is spliced from 20 exons. Gene Ontology annotation, molecular function: zinc ion binding; GTPase activator activity. The record is from RefSeq and is a predicted model, not a curated record. The coding region runs from base 59 to 2356 and encodes 765 amino acids. Gene Ontology annotation, biological process: endoplasmic reticulum to Golgi vesicle-mediated transport; COPII-coated vesicle cargo loading; COPII-coated vesicle budding. Lineage: Eukaryota; Metazoa; Chordata; Chondrichthyes; Chimaeriformes; Callorhinchidae. Gene Ontology annotation, cellular component: endoplasmic reticulum exit site; COPII vesicle coat.